Messenger RNA from Punica granatum (pomegranate), 1037 nucleotides. Lineage: Eukaryota; Viridiplantae; Streptophyta; Magnoliopsida; Myrtales; Lythraceae. The record is from RefSeq and is a predicted model, not a curated record.
CUGUCUCUCUCUAUCUUUACCUGUCUCUCUCCCUCUUUACCUGUCUCUCUCCCUAUUUAUUUCCUUUCUUUCAACAAGAGCAAAGGUUGUUCCCUGUGGCUGGCGGUGCAAUACUCUCUCUAUGUCAGCAGCAAGAAGCAACAAAACAAGCUAAGAAGCAGAAAGAAAUUUACAACAAGGUUGAGAAAGAAGGGAAGGAUGACAAGGAAGAGAACAGAGAUAAAGAAGAUAGACAACCUGAGCGCGAGGCAAGUGACCUUCACUAAGAGGAGAAGAGGGCUCAUCAAGAAAGCUCAUCAACUCUCUACCCUCUGCGAUGCCGAGAUAGCCCUCAUCAUCUUCUCUUCCACCGGCAAGCUCUUCGAGUUCUCCAGCUCUAGUACUGAACAGGUAAUCGAGAGGCAUAUCAAUCUGCACUCAGAGAAAAGCCUCAACCCCUCUGCUCAGCAACAGGUAGAUGAUAUCCCAUGUGCCUUAAGGAAGGAUCUCUCCGAUAGGGCUCGCGAGCUAAGGCACUUGAGGGGGGAAGAUCUACAUGAAUUGAAUCUUGAUCAACUAAAUCAACUUGAGAAGUCACUCGAAGCCGGUCUGCUCCGUGUUUCAGAAACCAAGGCCGGAAGGAUCAUGAACGAGAUCAGUGCCCUAAAAAAAAAAGGGAGCACAGCUUCUGGAAGAGAACAAGCACAUGAAAAUGAAAGGGUUAUAUAUAUUUUGCAGAUGGUGAAAAUGCAAGAAGCAACGAGAGUUCCUCGAAAUAACCAUUUGUCAGGAGAUUAUGAUCACUCGUCAGCUUAUUCCAGUAGCAACUUCGAUACAUCUCUCAAGUUGGGGUUGCCUUUCCCACAGUAGCAGAUCAAUGACGAUGGAUUUCCAUUAUUCCAUUUGUAAUUUAAAAGAUUCCUUCAACAAUGCGUCAAUAAAAGGAUUACUAUCCGGUCGUUAUCUUAUCGACGUGUAUUCAUAAGUUCCCUUAUCAAUAAUUUCCUAGUUGUACUGUUAACUUUUGAUUUAACGAAAUUUUUGCCCAGUUUGAAGCA